GCUCGGGACCAGUGUCUGCCUGGGGUGCGGUUGCUGGUGAGCCACGCAGGCGACUAUGUAAAGCCCCUCCAUUCACUGGCCCCGCACCUCCGAGUCCUCGGCGCAGUGAGAGCCUAAAGCAGACGGACUACAUCUUUGGUUCCUUCCACCCUCCAGCCGCAGCGCAGAGCUCCAGACAGCAGGACAGCCUGCCCACCCACCGCCCUGGCAAUGCCAAGCGAGUAUCACUGUGCGAAACAGAGAAACGAUUGCUCAAGACCCUCCCUGCAAUGGUACACCCGAGCGCAGAACAAGAUGCGAAGACCCAACUUGUUGUUAAAAGACAUUUUCAAGUGCAUACUUCUUGUGUUUGGAGUGUGGAUCCUUUAUAUCCUCAAGUUAAAUUAUACUACUGAAGAAUGUGAUAUGAAAAAAGUGCAUUAUGUGGAUCCUGACCGCAUCAAGAGAGCUCAGAAACACGCGCAGCAAGUCUUGCAAAGGGAGUGCCGGCCCGGGUUUGCCAGGAAGUCCAUGGCGCGGCUGUUUGAGCACAGGUACAGCGUGGACUUGCCGCCCUUCGUGAAGAAGGGCCCCAGGGCGAGCGAGGCCGAGUACAAGUACGACCCUCCUUUCGGAUUCCGGCAGUUCUCGGGGAAAGUGCAGAGCCUCCUCGAACUCCUGCCUGAGCACGACCUUCCUGAACACUUGAAAGCGAAGAGCUGUAGGCGUUGCGUGGUCAUCGGAAGCGGCGGGAUACUCCACGGACUAGAGCUGGGCCCGGCCCUGAACCAGUUCGAUGUGGUGAUCAGGUUAAACAGUGCGCCCGUUGAGGGAUAUUCAGAGCACGUUGGAAAUAAAACGACUAUAAGGAUGACUUAUCCAGAGGGCGCCCCACUGUCUGACUUGGAAUAUUAUUCCACUGACUUGUUUGUCGCUGUUUUAUUUAAGAGUGUGGACUUCAACUGGCUUCACGCAAUGGUGCAGAACGAAACCCUGCCAUUUUGGGUACGACUCUUCUUUUGGAAGCAGGUGGCAGAAAAAAUCCCAUUACAGCCAAAACAUUUCAGGAUUUUGAAUCCAGUUAUUAUCAAAGAGACUGCCUUUGACAUCCUUCAGUAUUCAGAGCCGCAGUCCAGGUUCUGGGGCCGAGAUAAGAACGUGCCCACGAUUGGUGUCAUUGCCGUUGUCUUAGCCACACACCUGUGUGAUGAAGUCAGCUUGGCAGGCUUUGGCUAUGACCUCAGCCAACCCAGAACGCCUCUGCAUUACUUCGACAACCUCUGCAUGGCGGCCAUGAACUUUCAGACCAUGCACAACGUGACGACGGAGACCAGGCUGCUGCUGAGGCUGGCCAAGGAGGGCGUGGUGAAGGACCUCAGCGGGGGCAUCCACUGCGAGUUCUGAACACUGACAACCUCACUGGGAAUGCUCCUCGGACUCUGAGGGCCGCUUUUCUUGGCCUUCUUGAGGCAUUUCUUCUACAAAUCCUUUGAGAUGCAGCUGGUGUUUUUAACUUUUAAAAGACAAAAACCAGUUUCGCUCUUCCCACUCCUCCCCCCCCC
This is a messenger RNA of Eptesicus fuscus (big brown bat), 1541 nucleotides long. It is a transcript of the gene ST3GAL5, whose product is annotated as ST3 beta-galactoside alpha-2,3-sialyltransferase 5. The coding region runs from base 211 to 1383 and encodes 390 amino acids. Lineage: Eukaryota; Metazoa; Chordata; Mammalia; Chiroptera; Vespertilionidae. The transcript is spliced from 7 exons. Gene Ontology annotation, molecular function: lactosylceramide alpha-2,3-sialyltransferase activity. The record is from RefSeq and is a predicted model, not a curated record.